Molecule: messenger RNA, 204 nt
Organism: Leptosia nina
Lineage: Eukaryota; Metazoa; Arthropoda; Insecta; Lepidoptera; Pieridae
Source: the annotation of a GenBank genome assembly
AUGUUACGUCUUUCUAGACAAGUGUAUUACUUGCCUCAACGCACUCAUAAAAACUUUGGUCAUAAAAGAGAACCCGAGCAAAUGUUUACAGUUCUUUGGCAUGGAUUUUUAACUUUUAGUUUUAUUGGCUUGGGCCUUAAUUGGAGAAGGAUAAUCAAUUAUUUUGCUGCAGAUGAUGCUGAACAAAGUUACCCUUUAGAUUAA